Molecule: messenger RNA, 1461 nt
Organism: Penicillium manginii
Lineage: Eukaryota; Fungi; Ascomycota; Eurotiomycetes; Eurotiales; Aspergillaceae
Exons: 4
Coding region: 1-1461 (486 amino acids)
Source: RefSeq, a predicted model, not a curated record
AUGGUUAGGGGCGCUUUGUUUACCUACGUUCGUCCGGAACCCGCUGAGACGCCGGAGUUGCUCGGCGUGAGUUCCAGAGCCCUGAAGGAUCUGGGAUUGAAGGCUGGAGAGGAGAAGACUGCUGAGUUGCAGCAAUUAGUUGCAGGCAAUUCGAUCUCUUGGACUGAGGAGAGCGGCGGUGUCUAUCCCUGGGCACAGUGCUACGGUGCCCUGAACGCCCUCGGCAUACCAACAACAAGAGCCCUAUCCCUAACCCUCCUCCCCAAAUCAAAAGUCCUACGAGAGCGCCUAGAACCCGGCGCAAUCGUGGCCCGCUUCGCCGAAAGCUGGCUCCGAAUCGGAACAUUCGACCUCCUCCGCGUCCGAGGCGAGCGCGACCUAAUCCGCCAACUAUCAACCUACAUCGCAGAAGAAGUCUUCGGAGGCUGGGAAAAGCUCCCCUCUGCCUUCCCCAUCCAAACGACCCAAACAAUCCAAGACGUCGACUCCAACCGCUUCGCCCGCCUAUACCGCGAAAUCGUCCGGCGCAAUGCCAAAACCGUCGCCGCAUGGCAGGCAUACGGAUUCAUGAACGGCGUCCUAAACACAGACAACACCUCCAUCUACGGUCUCUCGCUAGACUACGGCCCCUUCGCCUUCAUGGAUAAUUUCGACCCGUCAUACACGCCCAACCACGACGACCACAUGCUCCGCUACUCCUACAAGAACCAGCCCAGCAUAAUCUGGUGGAACCUCGUGCGACUCGGCGAGUCCCUGGGCGAACUCCUCGGCGCGGGAAACCGCGUCGACGACGAAGUCUUCGUAAAAGACGGCGUCAGCGCCGACAUCGAAGCCGAGGUCAUCGCGCGCGCGGAAACAAUCAUCUCGCAGGCCGGCGAGGAGUUCAAGGCCGUGUUCCUGAACGAGUAUAAGCGGUUAAUGGGCCAGCGGCUCGGACUCAAGACGGGCAAGGAGUCUGAUUUCCAGGAACUGUUUUCCGAAAUGCUUGAUACGCUUGAGGCGCUGGAGUUGGAUUUCAACCACUUUUUCCGCCGGCUUUCGGGACUGUCUGUUUCGGGGUUGGAGACUGAGGAGCAGCGGAAGGAAGUUGCGUCUGUUUUCUACCACGUUGAUGGAUUUGGCGGGCUGGGUGAGACGGAUGAGUCGGCUAGAGCUCGUAUUGCUAAGUGGCUUGAUAGCUGGCGGGCGCGAGUGCUGGAGGACUGGGGUGCUGGCAAUGAUGCAGAAAGACAGGCUGCUAUGAAGGCUGUUAAUCCGAAUUUUGUGCCGCGUGGUUGGAUCCUGGACGAAGUUAUCGAGCGCGUGGAGCGCAAAGGAGACCGUGAGAUUUUGGACCGGGUGAUGCAGAUGUCUCUCGACCCGUUCAAAGAUUCAUGGGGACUCAACGCUGCAGAGGAAGAGCGAUUCUGCGGAGACGUGCCCAAGUACAAGAGAGCCAUGAUGUGCAGCUGCAGCUCGUGA